Priceomyces carsonii is the source of this 957-nucleotide messenger RNA. RefSeq lists its product as uncharacterized. Gene Ontology annotation, biological process: mitochondrial respiratory chain complex I assembly; iron-sulfur cluster assembly. Gene Ontology annotation, cellular component: mitochondrion. Gene Ontology annotation, molecular function: 4 iron, 4 sulfur cluster binding; ATP binding; ATP-dependent FeS chaperone activity. The transcript has a single exon. The record is from RefSeq and is a predicted model, not a curated record. Lineage: Eukaryota; Fungi; Ascomycota; Pichiomycetes; Serinales; Debaryomycetaceae. Bases 1 to 957 code for a protein of 318 amino acids.
AUGUACAUAACAGAGUCCAGGCUACUAAGUAAAGGCAUAUCUUCGCUACGUGUACCAUUGUUUAGAGGGCUUCAUAAUUCGAGAAUAAACUUGCAUGAAAACCCUUUAGGAUUACCAAAGAUAGGGUCCCGUAACGGUGGUGAUGGAGAAGCUAAACGCAUGUCUAGAGGAUUGCCUGUAAAGAAAAGAAUAGCAAAUGUUGACAGGGUGAUAUUGGUAUCAUCAGCCAAAGGUGGAGUUGGAAAAUCUACAGUUGCAGCUAAUCUUGCUCUUGCAUUACAAGCCAAUGGCAAACGGGUUGGGCUUUUAGAUGCCGACCUCUUUGGGCCGUCAAUUCCACGAUUACUAAAUUUAUCCUCAGAACCUCGUUUAACUGAUGAUGGUAAGCUAUUACCGCUUUCAAAUUAUGGGAUUGAGUCGAUGUCGAUGGGAUACAUGAUAAGUCCAGAUAAUGCAGUUGUAUGGAGAGGAUUGAUGGUCAUGAAAGCUAUGCAACAACUCUUGUUCGAAGUUGAAUGGUCUCCGUUAGACUAUUUGGUCAUUGACAUGCCACCCGGUACCGGUGAUACCCAGCUUACUAUAAGUCAGCAAAUUAAAAUUGAUGGAGCUGUUAUAGUCACGACUCCGCAAGAAAUAGCUCUCCUAGAUGCUGUUAAAGGUGUGACAAUGUAUAAUAAGGUUCAUGUACCUAUAUUGGGUAUUGUCAAAAACAUGGCUUUCUACGUGUGUCCUCAUUGCAGCCAUGAAGCACAUAUAUUUGGUACAGACAGUGUUGAAAGAGAAGCUAAAAGAUUGAACAUUGAAAUACUUGGUUCAAUCCCCUUAAAUGAAGAAAUUAGUGCACAAGCAGACGCAGGCAAGCCUAUUGUUGUUAGUGAUCCCAAGUCUCCACUUUCCACGCCAUAUUUUGAAAUUGCAAAACAGGUCAUGUCAUCUUGCGAUGAAGUGAAUAAGUAA